Acanthisitta chloris (rifleman) is the source of this 789-nucleotide messenger RNA. It is a transcript of the gene NUDT6, whose product is annotated as nudix (nucleoside diphosphate linked moiety X)-type motif 6. Gene Ontology annotation, molecular function: NAD binding; ADP-ribose diphosphatase activity; NADH pyrophosphatase activity. The record is from RefSeq and is a predicted model, not a curated record. The annotation marks the transcript as partial. The transcript is spliced from 4 exons. Lineage: Eukaryota; Metazoa; Chordata; Aves; Passeriformes; Acanthisittidae.
AGUCCGUGGCUCAGUGGCGGCAGGAAGGUUGUGUUGCUGUCUGGCUUCAUGUUCCCAUCCUCCAGAGCAGAUUUGUGGAUGUGGCUGCUUCCCAAGGCUUUGCCUUCCACCACGCCGAGCAGGGCUCGUCCACCCUGACGCUGUGGCUGGGAGAAGGGCCCAGCAGGCUGCCAGGGUUUGCCACCCACCAGCUCGGGGUUGCAGGUGCUGUUCUAGAUGAAAGCACUGGAAAGGUGUUGGUUGUACAAGACAGACAUAAGACUACAAAUUCAUGGAAGUUUCCAGGAGGUCUGUCUAACCCAGGAGAAGACAUUGGAGACACAGCAGUUCGAGAGGUUUUUGAGGAGACUGGCAUCAAGUCAGAGUUCAAGUCCAUCCUAAGCAUCAGGCAGCAACACCAACACCCUGGAGCCUUCGGGAAGUCAGAUAUGUACAUCAUCUGUCGCCUGGAACCCUCCUCCUUCAGCAUCAACUUCUGCCAGCAGGAGUGCCUCAGGUGCGAGUGGAUGGACCUGGAGGAGCUCACUAGGACGAAAAACGCCACUCCCAUCACCAGCAACGUAGCUAAGCUCUUACUGUAUGGAUACAGGGAAGGGUUUGAUAAGAUUGACAUAACCAUGAGGGAGUUUCCAGCUGUCUACACAGGCCUGUUCUACAAACUCUACCACAGGGAGCUGCCGGAGUCCUACAGACAUGUGACAGGAUAGCAAUGCAUUUCACAUUUCAUUACAGUAAUAAUUUACAAUUAUUAUUGCAGUGCUGCAUAUUAAAAUUAUCCAUGGACUUCUU